UUGCAAACGUCACAAAGCCCCGCCUCUUUACUUAUUCAACCGUAGAUUGAACUGCGUACUAAAAUGACCCGCACCCUGUCCACUUACCAUUACUCGGAAAAUGAGAUUUGACCAGUGCUGGUUGACCCUGUGCUUGCUUUCUGUGGAAGUACUGCACAUGUCUGAGAGUAUAGCUGUGAAGUUCUCUCAAAAUGAGCCUUUAUAUGUGGCUCUGGGUCAAACUCUGGUUCUAGAAGUCCAGUUUCAACUACAGCAAAAGGAGACGAUACAAUUACUCACAUGGGAGCUUAAGAACAGCAACGGCGAAGUCCGAGUGGCCGAAGGUCUGACAACAUAUAACAACAGGACAGCUGUAGGGAAAAGUGGAGCACUUUUGAGGAUUAAAGGUGUUGUUGACAGCGAUUAUGGAAUCUACAAGGUCACAGUCACCUCAGAUAACGGAGACCAAAUGUCCGAUUCUCGUCAAGUCCUGCAAAUAACAAAUCCUCCAACCGCUUCUCUUUCCAUGCACUGUAGCGUCGCGGCUCAGGGAGCACAAUGGGACAGUCCUAGCUUCUUAUGGUACGUGGAUGGUGUCAAGGUCACCAAUGAGACUGGCGAGAUAUCGGAAGAAGGCAGCUUGCUCCGCUUGGUCAAACUAGGCCACAACUACACCUGCAUCGCGAGCAGCAGUCAGGGGACAAGCCAAGCACAAGUGCACAGGAUAGGACCACCAACACCAUCACCAUCACCACCACCAACACCAUCACCACCCCCGGGCCCCUGUCACUGUACUGGGUUGAUUGUGGCUGUAGUCAUUGAAUCCAUCACUCUUGGGCUUUUAAUAAUUGGGGGAUGCGUAUGGUAUAAGAAGAAUAAUGCCAGUGGAUGUGCGGAGAGUGUGCCGAACACUGAUAUAGACUUCUGAGCACCUUUUUUUUCCAUGAGAAAGUAUUGUUAUUUAUUUUGAAAUAAAUUAUUUAUGUAUAGGAAUAUCGAUUGUACUCUGACAUUCUGUAAUCAACUUAAGUGGACAUUUUCCUGUACCAUGGGCAACUUUACCAGAUACACUUACCAUACCUUGUAAUGACUAUUAACUGACUCUGUGGGUAGAAUUAUUCACCACAGUCCACCGGCCAUUUUCUAGAAGUCUUCUGGAACUCGUGGACUGGUGGAUUUUGUGCAGUAAUUACAACUGUCAUGCACCUACAUGUUAAGAGUAUCUGAUAAAUCCUGCAAUGGUAUAAAAUGGCCUUAAAAUUCAUUCAGAUAUUAAAACAAACACAUUUAAACAUGAAUUUCACUGGAUUUUAUACGGUCAAUCCUAAUUAUGCAUAGUUAUUUUGAUGGUCUACACAAUGUGGUUGCUCUGCUAUGGGCAUCUGUAUUAAAAAAGAAAAAGAAAGGUAACUGACUACAUACAUCUACUAUGAAGGAGACUGGGACUAAGGUCUGUACAAAGAAGGGCAGUUUUAAUUGUUUUAAAAGUUUAGGGACCCCUCCAAAUUAUUGUUGUUUUUCAGGGUUUGGGCUCAGCCCCUUAGAUUCAGUGAAAGGAACUCUUAAUGCUUCAGCUUCGAGACAUUUUGGAUAAUUUCAUGCUCCCAACUUUGUGGGAACAGUUUGGGGCAAGGUCCAUAAAGACAGACGAACGAGUUUGGUGUAGAGGAACUUGACUGGCCUGCACAGAGUCCUGAACUCAACCUUUGGAUUGAAUUAGAGCGGAGACUGUAAGCCAGACCAAAACUGCGACAUCUGCCUUUACAUGUAAUAUGGAGGUGGCCCACCCUUGGCAGCUACAACAGCUUCAGCUCUUCUGGGAAGGCUUCCACAAGGUUUAGGAGUGUGUUUAGGGGAAUUUUUGACCAUUCCUCUAGAAGCGUGUAUAUAUAUAUACACUGCAUAUACUGCCUAUAUAUACUGAUGCCCUUAUCCCGAGCUUUUGUUAUUGGAAGUUAUUCAUUCAUUCAUUCAUUCAUUGUCUAUACCCGCUUAUUCCUAAGACUCCUAGGGUCACGGUGGUCUGCUGGAGCCUAUCCCAGCACACAUAGGGCAAAAGGCAGGGGUACACCCUGGACAGGUCGCCAGUUAUUAGAAGUUAUUUAUUAUUAAAUACUAAAACCCUACAAAUAUGAUCUUUAAUGAAGGACUACUGAGCACUAUAUUUUUUUAACUCUUCUUUACAUUAAAGUUUUCCAAUACAUUUUCUUAAUGUCCAAAUACUUUUUGAGAAGCUUAUGGCCAAAGAUAUAAGGACAUCUGAACAAUCACACCCAUUUACACUAUUGCAGAAUAUCCCAUUUUAUAUCCUCCAAUCUCCUGAGAAGUCUUUGUAUUGGAUUUUGGAGCUAGGUGCAGACGUCUGACAUGCAGUCCGCCUUUCAAGCCUGUCAAGCCAAAGUCCGGCAAAAAAACACGGCAAGCCACGGCUUCAUAGAGCUCGCUUUGUCAUGCUGGAACGGGUAUGGGCAUUUUGGUUCCGGUACAAAGGAACUCUUAAUGAUGCAGAGAUAUUCUUGAUAAUGUUGUACUGCAAACCUUCUGGUCAAAGCCCACCUAUGCAUGUGUUUUCAAAUAGUAACCAUCAUCAGAAGUGUCUUUUUUUUUGUGUGUGUAAAAUAUUUCCUGAUUUUGUUUUCCUAUUUUUCCCAAUGAUUUAUACACCCAUUCCCUGCACUACCACAUUUGUUACUAACUCUCCUUUUAAUAGUCACGUUCAGUAGAACACCAUUCAGUAGAAUUGAAAUGAAAUCUUAAAAGUUCUUCUAAAAGACGCUUUACACUCCUGUGCGUUAUGCUUCUUCCAAAAGACACUUACACAUACAAAACAUACACUCCAGUAUGCCCAAUGGACAAAGAGGUCAGGAAAAAACAAAUUCAAAGAGCAGUCACAGGAAAAGGAAAAGGGACAUUGUUCCUAAAACCAAACCCUCUUAUUUUCUACAGUAUGCUUGUUUCGAACACCAAGAACGUUUUCGUUAAAACAAUAGCUUAGAGGUAGAAUUCGUUAUUUUUUAAACAAAUGAAGCAAUCAUCAUUAAAUGUUAUUGAGACUCUAAUUACACUGUAGCACUUGGAGCAUAUAUCUGUUGAUCUCAGCGCUGUUUAUUUCCCAUCUCACCUAUUUCGAGUCGCAUUAAUUAUUUAGAGUCUCAUUAUUAUCCACAGCCGCCAAAAGUAAUGGAAUGUGAAAGUCGGUGACGUGCCUUUUCUUUCUUACCUCAACACUGUGUCUUUUUUCAAAGUGUAAUGAAUAAUGAUGUACUUUUGAACACUUUUUGAACAAUUUGAAACCACUAAUACAUAAAAUUGUAUGGUUUAAAUCUAUGAAACAUAAAAUGCCUCAAUAAAUUAUAUAUUAAUUUAUA
Molecule: messenger RNA, 3347 nt
Organism: Hemibagrus wyckioides
Lineage: Eukaryota; Metazoa; Chordata; Actinopteri; Siluriformes; Bagridae
Exons: 6
Coding region: 101-907 (268 amino acids)
Source: RefSeq, a predicted model, not a curated record